Molecule: messenger RNA, 1539 nt
Organism: Fraxinus pennsylvanica
Lineage: Eukaryota; Viridiplantae; Streptophyta; Magnoliopsida; Lamiales; Oleaceae
Source: the annotation of a GenBank genome assembly
AUGUUGGCUAUCAUAAAUUAUGUCAUACUACUGCUUGUCAUUCUGUCUGCAACUUUUCUUUCCUACAGAAACUUCGAUGGAAAAAGAAAGAAAAGAUUGCUGCAUACAAACUUGCCACUGUUUGGUAUGACGCCAUUGCUAUUUUUCAACAUUCACAGAAUCCACGACUGUAUCACCGAGCUUCUUGAGAGCUCCACCACUGUUUGGUUUAAAGGCCCAUGGUUUGGCAACAUGGACAUGUUGAUGACUUGUGAUCCAGCAAAUGUUCAUUACAUAUUGAGCAAAAACUCUCAAAACUUCACAAAAGGUCCUGAAUUUAACAAGAUAUUCGACAUUUUAGGAGAUGGGAUAUUCAACGCGGAAUCAGAAUCGUGGGAAAACCAAAGGAGAACCAUUAUGUCAUUAAUCAAUCGCCAGGGGUUCCAAAAGUUCGUAGCUACAACUAGCCGAAACAAGGUGGAAGAAGGGCUCAUCCCGAUUCUGGAGAAUGCGGCAAAGAUAAGGAAGGAAGUGGAUAUGCAAGAAUUAUUUCAACGUUUUGCCUAUGAUUGCACUUGCAUUUUGAUUUUAGGCCAUGAUCCGGCUUCAUUGCACAAUGAUUUGCCACAUUUGUCAUAUGAAAAAGCCUUUGCUGAUGCUGAGGAAGCAGUUUUCUAUAGGCAUAUUCUCCCAGAAACUUGCUGGAAGCUUCAAAAAUGGCUCCAAAUUGGCAAAGAGAAGAACCUUAGUAAAGCGUUGUACUCCAUCAAUGAAUUUCUGAUGCAUUGUAUCUCUCUAAAGCAAUUGAAAAUUAAUUGUGCAGACCAAACCGCUCCACAAGAAAAUGAGGAUCUCGAUGUGUUAACAGGUUACAUGAAAGGAGCUGGAGAUAAGAGUGAUGCACCAGAUCACAUAUCUGAAAAUCUAUGGAAAGACACCAUGCUGAAUUUAAUCUUUGCUGGUAAAGACACCAUAAGUGCAGCUCUUACAUGGUUCUUUUGGCUUCUAGCAACGAAUCCGAUCGAAGAAAACAAGAUUCGAGAAGAAAUCAUGACGAAUUUACAAGUCGAUGAAAAAAGAAAAUGGAAAUAUUCCAACACAGAAGAGCUAAAGAAACUGGUUUAUCUACACGGUGCACUGUGUGAAGCAUUACGCCUGUUUCCACCAGUGCCUUUGCAGCACAAAGCUCCAAGAAAGCAAGAUAUUCUUCCAAGUGGACACAGGAUCAACCCGAAUAAAAAAACUUGUUUAUCAUUCUAUUCAAUGGGAAGAAUGAAAUCCAUAUGGGGGGAAGAUUGUCUAGAGUUUAAGCCAGAAAGAUGGAUUUCCGAACAAGGACAAAUAAAACACGAACCCUCUUUCAAGUUUACAGCAUUUAAUGCAGGGCCAAGGAGCUGUUUAGGGAAGGAGAUGUCUUUCAUUCAAAUGAAAAUAGUUGCAGCCUCCAUUAUAAGCAGUUUCCAUAUUGAAGUGGUAAAAGGCCAUGCUAUAGCUCCAUGUAACUCUGUUGUGCUUCAUAUGAAACAUGGUUUGAAGGUUACUGUUUCAAGGAAUAUUUAA